Molecule: messenger RNA, 333 nt
Organism: Aegilops tauschii subsp. strangulata
Lineage: Eukaryota; Viridiplantae; Streptophyta; Magnoliopsida; Poales; Poaceae
Source: RefSeq, a predicted model, not a curated record
AUGGUUAGUGCCAAGAGGCUUGCUCAGAUGGCAAAGAAGUGGCAGAGGAUGGCGGCCAUGGGGAGGAAGAGGCUCACCCGAACCACGACAGCGGCGAAAGGAGCAGCCAAUGACGAGUGCUGUGAAACUUCACCGUCGGUGGCGAUGAAGGGCCACUGUGUGGUGUACACCCCCGACAGUGUGCAGUUCGAGGUGCCACUGGCAUACCUCGGAACGGCGGUCUUGAGCGAGCUCCUGGCGAUGUCCCAGGAGGAGUUUGGCUUUGCAGGCGGCAAUGAUGGAAGGAUCAUGCAAUCUUUGAUUGCAUAUUUCAAUCAUCAAAUUCAGAAAUAA